Lichtheimia ornata is the source of this 501-nucleotide messenger RNA. RefSeq lists its product as uncharacterized. Gene Ontology annotation, molecular function: DNA strand exchange activity; structural constituent of ribosome; single-stranded DNA binding. The transcript is spliced from 2 exons. Gene Ontology annotation, cellular component: mitochondrial large ribosomal subunit; nucleus. Lineage: Eukaryota; Fungi; Mucoromycota; Mucoromycetes; Mucorales; Lichtheimiaceae. The coding region runs from base 1 to 501 and encodes 166 amino acids. Gene Ontology annotation, biological process: DNA recombination; positive regulation of mitochondrial DNA replication. The record is from RefSeq and is a predicted model, not a curated record.
AUGGCAUCGACACAUAGCGUAUAUCUCUUUCGUCACAUUCAGACCAACCAAGUCAUUGUCUCCACCAAACAUUUCGCAAAGACUCGCAACCUUCGUCAACUCGACAAUGCGACACGUCCUGUACGCCUGAGAAAGGAUUUGUGGCGACCUAUGCUUGCACUGACAGGUUUUACAAACGAAAAAUCGGCACAAGCAGUGACGGAUGCACUUUUACAACGUUCAAAGGCACGACAAUUCGACUUGAAGACAUCAGCAGAACACUUGUCUACACCCAAGCGUACACGUGGUCCUGUUGAAAGUGACCUUGUUGAAAAAUCAGUCUUAUCACUUCAGGAAGCUCUCGAAUCAGUCGCACCAAAGCAUUUCAGCCCCGAGACUAAGUUGUCAGCAUUAUGGGAACAACCUCGAUUCUUGGAGAUGGUACAAGAAGGAAAACAAUGGCCUGCAUUCGUGGAGCAUGGUCAAUUGGAACUCAAGAACAAUCGCUUCGUUUCAGCAUAG